UUAAAUAAUUAAUUAUAUUAUUAUAUUAUUGUAUAGAAAGUACGAGAUAUGUAAAAUUUAUCGUAAUCAUUAUUCACGGGCAACGCACUUUGCAUCAUUUUGUGAUCCGGCAAAGAUUCAUAACGAGAACAUAAUUCCAGAUCUGGCAUUUACGUCAAAUAUGUUGGAAUGUUCGAUUUACGUCGUCCAAUUCAUGACACGCGAUCGCAAACAAAUUCACGGCCACGAAUUCGUAUAGCACCCGGUACAUAUCGAUCUGUCUUUCCGCUAUAUGUAGAGUGUGAGCCAGACGUGGUCUUGGCGUUAACCUUGAACUUCAACCUCGACAUUAGCGAUUAGUAGUCGCGGGAGUAGCGUUCCUCAUUUCGCCAUCCACCCACGAUCGACACGAAUGAUCGAUUCACGAUUGAAAACAAUCAAGCGACUGAACGGUAGAACGCGAAACGAAUUAUGUCUGAAAUAUACAUUCGAGGUCCGGCUAGAGAAUGGAUCGGUUUAAUUUGAAAAAAAUUAAUAUAUAAAUGUCUCGGUCUAGUUGAGGAAUCUCUCGUUGAAUUUAAUGCACGUUAAAAUAAAAAAAAAUAUUAAAUCUCUCGGAUUUUUGGGUAUAUUGUAAAAAAUUUUCUAAAAAUUCAGACACAUUUUUGUCUGAAUUUUCACAUCUGGGUGUCUGAAAAAAUUUCAGGCAAUCUGUCUUAAUCAUCAGAGUGGUUUUUCUCAAAGUUCAGAAGAGUUUGAAAAUUGAAGUGUGUGAAAAUUUAGACAGUGUGUCUGCAAAAAAGCUGCAGACACUUUGUCUGAAGUUUCAAUCAAUUUUUUUACAGUGUAGAUAAUGCGACGAAAUUGUCAGUUGAGUGAUCGAGAAUGCAAACUUGGUGAAAGCUAUUUGGAAGGAUAAAUGUACAAAUUAUGGGCUCGUUCCAAUUUUGUUUCUCGAUUGACUGUCUAGCUAACUAAUGCCAGAGGUAGCCAAUUGACACGUCCGACAACCCUGCCGCGCGACAAGUGCAACAACAGAGACGCAUACUCAUACACAUAUACAUACACGUGACAUCUCCGUGCAUGUGCAUUUCGUGUAAUUGCUUGUGCAUUACGUAAGUGAUCGCGCCUCUCUAUCCCCCUCGAGAGAGUGAAUCGACGUCGAUGGCGAGACAAGGCAAUCGCAUUUCCUGCGUGCGUGUGGUCAAGGUCGCUGAGCGCAUGCGUAGCCUCUCGUUGAGAAGAAGUGCGCUUUUAGCUGUCUGGAGAGAACCAGAUCACCGACGCCUUUUUAUAAUAAUCUUGUGACGCGACCUCGGAGGAGUGUUAACGUCGCUCGAUUACUUAACAUCGAGUUCUCCGCAUCUUAAUAGUUAAGUAACCGGUCGCGCGAUCGAUCACGAACGAACCAAAGAAGUGCAGUGAGCAACCAUACCAAAUCGAUACCAAAAGAAGGAAUUUAGCUCAAGCGAGGGGAAGGAAGGAAGGACAAGGUGGAAGGAAGGACUUUUGCGAGAUGACGCGGUGAGGACGAGGGGACGAGGGGAGAUCUGUUUGAAAAGAAACGAAAAGUAAGAAAAAAAGAAAAAAAAGAAGAACGCGAGGAGAGAAAAAAAACGCGGGGUGGCGUGCCUCGGGGGGGUGUGCGUGCGUGAAAGAUAAAAAGCCGACGAGAUAAAUCGGUUCACGGUGACGAGUGAAAGUAGAGCGGGCAAGCAGCCGGGCAAGAUGAUGAAGAAGGAGAAACCGAUGAUGUCGGUGACGGCCAUCAUCCAGGGGACUCAGGCCCAGCACUGGGCACGUGGCGGCAACAAUUGGUUGAGUUUGGAUAGCAAUAUGUCGAUGUCGUCAGUGGGUCCGCAGAGUCCUCUCGACAUGAAGCCCGACACGGCUCUUAUCAAUCCGGGGAACUUUAGUCCAUCGGGUCCCAACAGUCCGGGAUCCUUCAAUGCUGGUUGUCACAGCAACCUCCUGAGUACAUCGCCCAGUGGUCAGAGCAAGACGGUCACGCCUUAUCCGCCUAAUCAUCCUUUGUCGGGCAGCAAACAUCUGUGCUCGAUCUGCGGCGAUCGUGCAAGCGGCAAACACUACGGCGUCUACAGUUGCGAGGGUUGCAAGGGUUUCUUCAAGAGAACCGUGCGUAAGGAUCUGUCGUAUGCCUGUCGCGAGGAGAAGUCCUGCAUUAUUGACAAGCGGCAGAGAAACCGUUGUCAAUACUGCCGGUAUCAGAAGUGCCUGGCGAUGGGGAUGAAGAGGGAGGCGGUGCAGGAGGAACGUCAACGUACCAAGGAGCGAGAUCAGAGCGAGGUGGAGAGCACGAGCAGUCUGCACGCGGACAUGCCAAUUGACCGCAUCCUUGAGGCGGAGAAACGGGUCGAGUGUAAGAUGGAACAUCUGGGAAAUUAUGAGAAUGCGGUCUCGCACAUUUGCAACGCCACCAACAAACAACUGUUCCAGCUGGUGACAUGGGCGAAGCACAUCCCGCACUUUACAUCGUUGCCGCUAGUGGAUCAAAUGCUUCUACUCAAAGCUGGCUGGAACGAAUUGCUAAUAGCCGGCUUUUCCUAUCGUUCCAUCGAGAUGAAGGACUGCAUCGUUCUGGCAACGGGCACCACGGUGCAUCGAAAUUCGGCACUACAGGCAGGCGUGAUAACGAUAUUCGAUCGCGUGCUCUCGGAACUGGUGUCGAAGAUGCGUGAGAUGAAAAUGGACAGGACUGAACUCGGAUGCCUUAGAUCCAUUAUUCUCUUCAAUCCCGAUGCACGAGGUCUCAAGUCCAUUCAGGAAGUUAGCCUACUGCGCGAGAAGAUUUACGCCGCUCUGGAGGAAUACACCCGCGUGUCUUGGCCGGAUGACCCCGGCAGGUUCGCCAAACUGCUGCUCCGCCUACCAUCCAUUCGCUCGAUCGGUCUUAAGUGCACGGAGCACCUGUUCUUUUUCAAGCUCCUCGGCGAAGAGCGGGCGGUCGAAGACUUCCUCAAGGAGAUGCUGGAGUCACCAUCGGAUCCUUAGGAGCAAAAGGUGUGCCGCGUCUUGGGGCACACCGAUCUGUGAAAGGAAAACCAAGAGGAAGAGAACGACAAAAGAGAGAAUAGGAGCCCGCAUUCGAAUCGAGUUUCUCAGUUCGAGAUGCUAGACAAUUUCUGUAUUGUGACGCCUCUCCGGCAUCACAAUAUAGAUUAUCGCGCGUCGAGCGAGAUGGAAUUUACUUACUUCUCUUCAUCGCUAUCCCUACCUCCUCCUUUACCCCAUCCUGUUAUUUAUGUUUUUGUUAAAGCUUUGCGACUCUCGUGUCCAGCGUAAGGAGGCGGUCUUUAUUGGCCGAUUCGUACUGAAAAUACACAUGCGAAAAAAAGGAUAUGUGGAUAGGAUGUGUAUAUGCCCUGUAUGGCUUGUAUACGUGCCGUAGUACGAUUUGAGUGCGAUGGACAGUUGCUGUAAUAUAAUUUAGGCUUUUGAAACCGUCAAUCGGUCAUUAGUUAAUUUAUCGAACCGAUUAAAUUUAAUAACACGUGAAGAUCGGCUAUAUCUUACAAACGUAAGUGCGAUCGAUAGAAAAUUUAGUCUGAUAUUUGACGGAUAAAUCAAUGGAUGUCUUGAUUGGCGUUAAUUAACGAAAAGUUGUAGAUAGAUAAAUAGAACUUUAUCUAUACACACAAAUAUCGUCAACAUCAAUCGCUGCCUCUUUAAUCUGUGACAUGUGUCGUGCCAUUAUCCGAGCGAAAAUCAUGUUUCCAUGCGAUAUUUCGUGCUGACGAUCGAUCCUUGUUUUGAACAGAUAUCGCGUCUUCGUCGGACUGCACUUUUCACACAAGUUCCUAGAAUGAUUGACUGUUUCUUUCUUUUCUAUUUUUGCACUUUAUUAUAUUUCGGUCUCUUUUUUUUUCUCUUUUUAUCUCGUUCUCUCUCUUUCUCUUUCUCUCUCUCUCUCUCUCUCUCUCUCUCUUUCUCUCCCCCUCUCUCUCAAUAAAGUCACGUAUUAUGGAUCGUUUUGGCGAUUUUGAUUUUCGGCGAGCUCGAUGAAGACGCGAUCUGUGCUUGCGAGUUCUCGGACACCUUUACAUUCCAACUCUGCCUCGAUUCGAAUCGUUACUUUAAAAGAGCCACUAUAUUGCAUAUAGAUAUAUAUACAUACACUUGCAUCAGUGAGCGAGUUUAACGGUAAUUUAUUGUUUUGUAUUUUAGCGUAUAGGGAAAAAAACGAACUUACUAAUUCAUUAUUAAUUAUAUUAAAUAUGCAUUAUGUAGCUCCCUUUGCCCCUUUUUUAUAUAGCAUGUAUCCGUGACGAAAUAUUGGAACUGCAAUAACUGCUAAUAUCAGAGCGUGCGAACGAAAUAUUUGCUUUCAAGGUGUUAGGAUUUCCAUUUAUCUCUCUGU
Messenger RNA from Formica exsecta, 4357 nucleotides. It is a transcript of the gene Usp, whose product is annotated as retinoic acid receptor RXR. Bases 1708 to 2991 code for a protein of 427 amino acids. Gene Ontology annotation, cellular component: activator ecdysone receptor complex; nucleus. Gene Ontology annotation, molecular function: nuclear steroid receptor activity; nuclear receptor activity; RNA polymerase II cis-regulatory region sequence-specific DNA binding. Gene Ontology annotation, biological process: positive regulation of transcription by RNA polymerase II; cell differentiation; cellular response to ecdysone. Lineage: Eukaryota; Metazoa; Arthropoda; Insecta; Hymenoptera; Formicidae. The transcript has 8 exons. The record is from RefSeq and is a predicted model, not a curated record.